AUGGCGGAAAACAAAAUCCCUCUUGGGCGUUACAUGUGGGAACGUAUCCAUCAAAUCGGUGUGGACACAAUCUUCGGUGUACCAGGCGACUUCAACCUCCAGUUUCUCGACCAAAUUUUCCACGUUGAUAGCCUGAAGUGGACGGGCAACCAAAAUGAGCUGAAUGCAUCUUAUGCCGCAGACGGCUAUGCCCGCAUAAAGAACGUUCCUGGAUGUUUCGUCACCACUCAUGGUGUCGGUGAAUUAAGCGCACUGAAUGGCGUUGCGGGCAGUAUGUCUGAGAACGUAAAGGUCAUACAUGUUGUUGGGCAAACCACGCGUGCGAUGCAGAAGAAUCAUAUGAUGAUUCAUCAUAGCAUUGGCUCGAAGCCAGAUCAUCAAGUAUACAACAAGGCCAGUGAGGGGCUACGAUUUGCCGCUGCAGAGCUCUGGGACAUUGAAAAUGCACCAAGUGAGAUUGACCGUGUACUCCGAGAGUGUGUGAUCAAGAGUGGACCAGUGUACAUUUUCUUGCCGCUGGAUCUGAGUGCCGAGUUGGUGGACAAGAGUUUACUUGACAAGAAGAUCGACCUGGCCCCACAAGUCGAUGAGAAGGCACAGGAAAAGGCAAUCGAUGCCAUUACCAGUGCGAUUGCUGAGGCUAAACAGCCAACUGUCGUAGUAGAUGCGCUUGUGCACCGGUUCGGUGCCAUUAAAGAAGCCCAACAAGUAGUCAAGAAGCUCAACGUUCCGUUCUUCUCGACAAACAUGGGCAAAGGCAUUGUCGAUGAGAGCGAAGAAACAUUUGUUGGCGUAUGGAAUGGCGAAAUUAGUACUCCAGGUGUUAAGGAAGUUGCAAAAGCAGCUGAUUUGGUCAUAACGCUGGGAUAUGUGCCAUGUGACACCAACACGGCUGGUUUCUCGAGACAGUUGGACGAAGGGAAAGUGAUCCACAUCAACCCAUUUGAUGUUGUUGUCAAGGGCACAUCCUAUCCAUCCACCGCCAUACAACCACUCCUUGCCGCUCUAUCUGCUGCUCUCCCCUCAACAGCCCAACACUCAAUAGCCAAGCCACAGCUUCCCCCUCCACGCACACCUCUGGAUGUAGACGCCAAGCACCUGACACAAUCCUGGCUCUGGCCCACGAUAGAAGCCUUCCUCAAGUCUGGCGACGUCGUCAUCAGCGAAACAGGUACCUCGAACCCUGGAAUCGGCGACAUCACCUUUCCCAAAGACAUUACUCUCAUAACGCAGAUCUACUACGGCAGCAUCGGUUUUGCAACUGCAGCCACGCUGGGCGCUGAUCUUGCAAGGCGCGAGCUGGAGGCAGUGAACAAGCGUAACAAGGGAAGGACGAUACUGGUUACUGGCGAUGGAUCCAUGGCGUUGACCAUUCAGGAGAUUGGCACUAUGAUCAAGGCAAAGUGCAAGGCUGUGAUAUUUGUCAUUAACAACGAGGGAUAUACCAUUGAGCGGUUGAUCUGGGGUGCUCGACAACCAUACAACGAUAUCGUUCCUCACAACUACUCUCACCUCCUCCCCCUAUACCACCACCCAGACCCGGCCUCGUCGUUCCACCGCGCGGCAACAAAGGAAGAGCUUACCGCUAUCCUGGCGAAACCCCAGGUGCAGCAGCCCGAAAACGUGCAGCUUGUAGAGCUGGUACUGGACAAGCUGGACACAAGCUGGAAGCUCGGCACAACCUUGGCAUGGAGAAGCGAGGAGCACAAGGAGUAUCUUACGCGAGAAGGCUUCGUAGACACAUACGGUGGAUGGAGUCUUGAAGAAAAGGCCGGUGGAAGCGUAAAGUGGAGCUAG
This is a messenger RNA of Bipolaris oryzae ATCC 44560, 1797 nucleotides long. RefSeq lists its product as uncharacterized. Gene Ontology annotation, molecular function: magnesium ion binding; thiamine pyrophosphate binding; carboxy-lyase activity. The transcript has 3 exons. The coding region runs from base 1 to 1797 and encodes 598 amino acids. The record is from RefSeq and is a predicted model, not a curated record. NCBI's taxonomy places the organism in Eukaryota, Fungi, Ascomycota, Dothideomycetes, Pleosporales, Pleosporaceae.